Molecule: messenger RNA, 1666 nt
Organism: Pichia membranifaciens NRRL Y-2026
Lineage: Eukaryota; Fungi; Ascomycota; Pichiomycetes; Pichiales; Pichiaceae
Exons: 1
Coding region: 203-1345 (380 amino acids)
Biological process (GO): magnesium ion export from mitochondrion
Molecular function (GO): magnesium ion transmembrane transporter activity
Source: RefSeq, a predicted model, not a curated record
CUACAAUAUAGCAGAGCAGGCACAGGAGAUUACAUAUCAAGUAUAUGGUACAAUACGGUCUUGCAUGUAUAUAUAGUACAGAGAGUGUUUCCAAAAGCAACCCCAGAUCCAGACCCAGACCUAGACCGGAGACCAACAUUAAAGGUUUUCACAACGUCACAGUACUUCACAGAGUCGACAUAUAUAAGGCCUUGCAAGUGAGAUGUUCACUCCUUUGAAGUCCACACAGGCGAUACCACAUUCGCAUCCAUACCCGCCAUCUGAUUCACCUACAUCUUCCUCACCGGGCUCUCCCUCAUUCCCCUCCGGAAAAAAUGGCAAAGACACAGAAGAUAGGAGAACCAGCAGCAAUCAUGACACAAACAACAACACAAAUACAACAGAAAACAAAGGAACAGAGAAUAUACCCUCAAUAUGGGCCUGUGCCUUGGCUGGAGGUCUUGGAGGGUUGAUCGGCGAUUCUUCAAUGCACUCACUCGAUACAGUGAAAACUCGACAACAGGGAGCAUCUCAUAUAAACAAAUACCGUGGAACCUGGGCUGCAUAUGGUACCAUUUUCCGAGAAGAAGGAAUCUUUCGUGGCUUAUAUGGUGGAUACAGUGCUGCCAUGCUAGGAUCUUUGCCUUCUUCAGCCGUCUUCUUUCUGUCCUAUGAGGCUAUCAAACGAUAUGAGGUCAACGAACUCGGGAUACCAGAAACGCCUGCUUUUUUGGCGGCUGGGUUCUUGGGCGAUUUAUUUUCAAGUGUGUUUUACGUGCCGUCUGAGGUGUUGAAGACAAGACUGCAAUUGCAAGGUAGACACAACAAUGCCCAUUUCAAAUCUGGAUAUAACUAUAAAGGGUUCAUAGAUGCUGCGGCCACCAUAAUUCGAACUGAAGGACCAGGAACCUUGUUUUAUGGAUACAAAGCUACGCUGACUAGAGACUUGCCAUUUUCGGCCUUCCAAUUCACAUUCUAUGAAAACUUCCGCCAAUGGGCUUUCCAGCUAACUGGCACUCAUGGGAAAGUCGAUUCAUUUAAACAAGCAGAAACAAUAUCAUUACCCCUGUAUGCUGAACUUUUAACUGGUGCAGCAGCGGGUGGUUUAGCAGGUAUUCUCACUACUCCUUUGGAUGUGGUGAAAACAAGAAUGCAGACACAGAAUGGUACCUCUGGUGUCAUUCUAAAAUCAACCUCGAUCAUUUCCAGUUUGAGAACCAUUUAUACAGUGCAAGGUGUGUCGGGUCUCUUUUCUGGAGUAGCACCCCGUUUUGUGUGGACGAGUAUGCAAAGUUCCGUCAUGCUUCUGUUAUAUCAAGUAUUCUUGAAAGCGUUCAGCACAGGUGAACUGGACCUGGAAGGGUAAGUAUACCUUUUACAAGAUUCUCAACAAAAUAUUCAUAGCUGAAGAGUGCAAAUUCGUGAAUUAGAAUAAUUAGUGUAGUCAUCAAUAUUAUUACUAUCUCAUCCCAUUGCCAACUCAAACAUUGGUUACUUGUACAUUGAUAACAUAAGCAAAAUCCAUACCUAGAUCCAAUAUCAGACUUAUUGCAUAAAAAACAUGUCAAUAUCUCUCUUCUAUUUAUUUACUACCAUUCAGUUUAUUUAUUCAUUUAUAAAUUUAAAUAUUUAUACACUUUUUUGUAUAAUUAUCGGUAAAAAGAUCUGAUUCUAACAAAGUUUGUCA